This is a messenger RNA of Paramormyrops kingsleyae, 1693 nucleotides long. RefSeq names its product kelch domain containing 10 (gene klhdc10). NCBI's taxonomy places the organism in Eukaryota, Metazoa, Chordata, Actinopteri, Osteoglossiformes, Mormyridae. Gene Ontology annotation, biological process: positive regulation of stress-activated MAPK cascade. Gene Ontology annotation, molecular function: protein binding. The record is from RefSeq and is a predicted model, not a curated record.
CUCCUCCCCGCCCCGCGUAAUCAGCCCCAACGUCGGCCUCGGCCAUUCGUCCGCCGUAUUUAAGGCCCGCGCAGAUUCGCCGCCCCUUUCGCCGGUAGGGGCGGCCGACUUGUUUUGAUGCAGCUUCGGGAAUGUGAAAAAAGCGGGUCGGAGGGGUGUGUGCGCCUGUGUUCGUGUUUUUCCGGCAUUUAAUUCCGCCCGUCCGCGGCGUUCGGCGGGGAAGAUGUCAGCCGCUGACGGCGCCGAGCAGCUGAACAGGUUCGAGAAGCUGUCAGGGCGGCCUCCUUUCCGGGCGGCAGGCUUUAAGAAGAGAGUCCGCUGGCUGCAGACUCGCCGCAUCUUCAUCUACUCUUGUCCCAGCCUGCGGAUCCCUAACAGGUUUUUGAGAGAAGGACACCGCACGCCCCCUGCUCGGAGCGGACACCGCUGUGUGGCAGAUAACUCAAGCCUCUACGUGUUUGGUGGGUACAACCCGGAUUACGAUGAGUCGGGUGGCUCGGAGAACGAGGACUACCCGCUGUUCCGGGAGCUCUGGCGGUAUCACUUUGCCAGCGGUUCCUGGCAGCAGAUCCGCACGGAGGGCCACAUGCCCACAGAGCUGGCAUCUAUGUCAGCUGUUCUGCACGGAAACAACUUGCUGGUGUUUGGCGGCACUGGGAUCCCCUUUGGGGAGAACAACGGCAACGAUGUGCAUGUCUGCAACGUGAAGUACAAGCGGUGGUCACUGCUGAACUGCCGCGGGAAAAAGCCCAACCGGAUUUACGGACAGGCGAUGGUCAUCAUCAACGGCUACCUGUACGUCUUUGGAGGGACCACAGGUUACGUCUACAGCACAGACCUGCACCGACUGGACCUCACCACCCGCGAGUGGAUCCACCUGAAGCCCACCAACCCUCCCGAUGACCUUCCAGAGGAGAGGUACAGGCAUGAAAUCGCACACGAUGGCCAACGGAUUUACAUCCUGGGCGGGGGCACCUCCUGGACCUCCUACCCUUUAGACAAGAUACACGCAUACAACCUGGAGACAAACUCGUGGGAGGAGAUCACCACCAGGCCACAUGAAAAAAUAGGGUACCCAGCUGCGAGACGGUGCCACAGCUGUGUGCAGAUUAAGAGCGAUGUAUUUGUGUGUGGUGGUUACAACGGGGAAGUGAUCCUGGCCGACCUGUGGAAGAUCAGCCUGCAAACGUUCCAGUGGACGCGGCUGCCCGCGGUGAUGCCCGAGCCAGCCUACUUCCACUGCGCUGCUGUGACCCCGGCGGGCUGCAUGUACAUCCAUGGCGGCGUGGUGAACAUUCACGAGAACAAGCGCACUGGCUCCCUUUUCAGGAUCUGGCUGGUGGUGCCCAGCCUGCUGGAGCUCUGCUGGGAACAGCUACUGCGGAGCUUCCCUCAGCUGUCCCUGCUGCCGCCCAUGCAGCUGCUGAACCUGGGCCUCACGCAGGAACUCAUCGAGCGCUUGAAAUAGUGAACGGGGAGACCCAGGAGGCCCGGGGUGGCCCACUUUCGGCACCGAGGAGCACGGAUGAGGCGGUCUGGUGGAUGCGGAUCGCUGGACUUGAGCGGGGGGGCUCUUUGAGGGCUCCUCCAACAUAGCCCCCGCCUUAAAACCAAAUCAUCAGAUGCCUUUGUGUGUUUUGGGGUUUUUUUUGCGGCAUUUUAAAUUUUAUUUUAUUUUUAUUAUAUAUAUAUA